CAUGCUCUACCUACGGGGUCUCAACCCCAGUUGCCCCUUACCUGGCUGGUAUCAGCGCCGUAUGGAUAUUCUACCUAGUCCAUAAUCUCAGUCCUACCUAGGCAUACAACGGUCGAGGCCCAACUGGACAACUCUGCGAUCUUGCGAUCCCCUCCCCCUUUCCCUCCGCCUGUACCUGCCGCAUCACCAGGAGAUCGCCCAACGAAUUAUAAACUUCGCCCGCCACAGAAUCUGUCAUCCUUUACCCUGUACACACAAACAAAAGCCACGAUGUCUCGAAGACCACCGCCAAACCCCGCUGCUGAAAGAGCGGCCCAAAACCAGCUGACAAUCAAGAGCCUCUUGAAGUUGGAGUGCAACAAAAUAUGCGCCGACUGCAAGAAGAACAAGCACCCGCGAUGGGCUAGUUGGAACCUCGGCGUCUUUAUCUGCAUCCGGUGUUCGGGCAUCCACCGUGGCAUGGGCACGCAUAUCAGCAGAGUCAAGUCUGUCGACCUCGAUUCCUGGACCGAUGAACAGCUCCGAAGCAUCCUCAGCUGGGGCAAUGCGCGCGCGAACAAAUACUGGGAGGCCAAGCUGGCCCCCGGCCACGUCCCCUCCGAAUCCAAGAUCGAGAACUUCAUCCGCACCAAGUACGAACUCAAACGAUGGACAAUGGACGGCCCCAUUCCCGACCCUGCCAGUCUUGAUGUCGAUGGUGAUGACGAUGUGCCGUUGAGCCUGGUAAAGGAGAAGCAGAACGUGGAGCGGAGGGAAUCGGUUCGCAAGAGUUCGGUUGGAAAAUCGGCGGCUCCUCCCAGGAACGUCACUUCCCCGCAGCCGCAGGUCGAUCUUAUCGGCGGCGAUCCCAUCCCCAGAGCCAGCACGGCCGGCCCGCAGCCCGGCAAAUUGCCCCCGAAAUCCGACCCCGCGCCCCCUAAGGCUACGAGCACUAAGGACUCUCUACUGGGACUGGAUUUCUUCGGCGAACCCGCUGCCCCUCCUCGACCCGCCAGCACCAACAAUGCGGGGGCUAUGGGAGGACCUUCGCGGCCAGACCUCAAGCAAUCUAUCCUAUCACUCUACGCCUCGGCUCCGCGACCGCAACCCCAACAGCAGCAGCAACAACAGGCUCAGGCCGCCGGCGGAGCAUUUGGCGGCAUGCCCUCGCCUACCUUUGGACAUCAACAGCAACAGUCGUUUGGCGGCAUGACUGAUGCCUUUAGCAGCCUCAGCUUCUCCAACACAAGCAGCCCCAAGCCGGCUCAGGCAGAUCCGUUCGCAAGCCUGGCCAGCCCUGUUAGCAGUAGCAGAUCACCACCGCCCGCGUCGAACAACGCCUUUGGCGGUCUCAGCGGCGGAAGCUUCUUCGACUCCAAGCCGGCCGCCCCUGCCCCCUCCACGCAUCAGAAGCAACCUUCCAACAGUGGCCUUGGCGGGUUUGGCUGGUCCAAUUCUCCCGCCCCAGCUCCGGCCCAGUCCCAGCCGAAGCCUGCUCAACCAGCUUCGUCCAUGGGAGACCUGUUCGAUCUGUCCGCUCCUUCCCAGCCCGCCGCUGCCCCCAACAAGCCCUCUCCCACCACCGCAUCUUCCUCCGUCUUUAACCUCUCCUCGAACCAACCCAAGUCACCGCCUCCUGCUACCAGCCCGAGCGCGGCCGCCACGAGCGCAAUUGGCGCAGGGAACUGGUCCAACUCGGAUGUUUGGGGCUCCAAUGCCUGGAGCACACCCGACGCAAACACUGCGCCUGCCGCUCCCAAGCCUGCGGAAACACCUAAGCCUGCAUUUGGAGGAACCGGCGACUUUGGCGGAUGGGGCUCGUCUGGAGUGUCCUCCGGACUGUCUACUGGAUCCUUCGCCAACACGCCAAUUGUUCCUGGAGCGUCUGGUGGAUUCAGCGCCGCGCCCAAGGUUGCGGCCGACGAGGAGUUCGGUGGAUGGACCAGCAGCACAGAACCCGCUGCCAGUUCCGGGUCUGCCAAGCCAAUCGGUGGCAGCGAGGAUCUCUUUUCGAAUGUCUGGCAGUAAAUUGCAGAUUGAAGACGUUGAGAACGGUAAAGGAUUCGGGAUCGAUGAGAUGCUAGUGGACGCUUCCCGAGGUUAGGCCCUUGAGUUUAUUAUGUCGAUCUAUAGAUAAUCAAUGAGGACGUCGGGAGAUAUGUUUGGUAAAGGGGAGGGGGGGUUCCCAGGGGGCAUCACACGCGAUUCAAAUGCAAAAGCAUCAUAGAUCAACAAGAGUUUGCCCAAAUAUAAAGCAAGCAUCUAUAGUUGCGGUACAAAUAACAUGA
Messenger RNA from Colletotrichum navitas, 2267 nucleotides. RefSeq lists its product as uncharacterized. The transcript has 2 exons. Lineage: Eukaryota; Fungi; Ascomycota; Sordariomycetes; Glomerellales; Glomerellaceae. The record is from RefSeq and is a predicted model, not a curated record. Gene Ontology annotation, cellular component: cytoplasm. Gene Ontology annotation, molecular function: GTPase activator activity; metal ion binding. The coding region runs from base 271 to 2007 and encodes 578 amino acids.